GUAUUGUGUGUCGUGUGUGUAUUAAUAUGGAGUGAUGAUUGUUUGUCAUUCCAAAAGGAAGAGGUAAUUUCUGUUGUGACAGCGGAAUUUGUAUCCAAAAGCUAUAAACUUGGCAAUUUAACAUAAAAAAUGAAUUCAGCUCAAAUGAAAGACGAACUUAUGCACAUGGACGAACGAAUCUCAAGCAUCUACGAUGGAGAAUAUUUCCGAGUGAUGCAACGGAAGGACGAUAUUCUCAUUGUGCAAUGUAUCACUUGUGGACCAGACGCACCACAACUAAGAGCUUCCAGGCGCAGUAAUGGGAACAUACUAAAGCACAUUCAACGGCGUCACGGUGAAUUACUUUCAAAAAUUCGAGUCGAGAAGAAUAUUAAAUGCAGAGCGCCAGGUCUUCGAAGAUCAGUAAAAUCGGAUUCGACGAGUAAAAACGUUCCACCGAAAACAAUCAAUUUAUCAUCGGCAAUUUCGCCCAGCGAACCCAAACCACAGAUGGUAUACAUUGAAGCGUCCGCAUCGGAUUCGAUCGAAAAUUUUCAAUAUUUGGAUAGAACUGAAUGCUCGAACGAAGAAAAUUUACAACUGUUACAGACUGAUGAUAAUCUCAUAUCCGAGGAGCAGGAAGCAAGCGAUUUCAUUAGCCACGACCAAUUGAACGAAAUCAGUAGCGAAGAUCAUACAAUUACGAAUAAACAUCUGGAUGUCAAGUCUGAUCACCUGGAAUGCGAAGAGUAUGACGAUUGUCCGGAAACAACAUGCUCUGACGAUGCGAAAACAAAGCAAAACAUCAGCAAAGAGUUGAUGGAACUGAAAAAGGAUCUGAUGAUGAGGGAAUUCGAUGAGCUACAAGAAAUGAGACGAGAGAAGCAUCGAUUCGAAAUUGAAAUUUUGCGGCGAGAGUUGGAGUUUAAGAAAAUUGAGCAUCGUAAAAAAAUUGAAUUGUUGGAUAAACAGCUGAGAGAAAAGUAAAGUCUAAUUUAUUGACAGUUGAAAUAAAACAUUUUAUCAA
This is a messenger RNA of Bradysia coprophila, 1006 nucleotides long. RefSeq names its product stand still (gene stil). The record is from RefSeq and is a predicted model, not a curated record. Lineage: Eukaryota; Metazoa; Arthropoda; Insecta; Diptera; Sciaridae.